Messenger RNA from Octopus sinensis (East Asian common octopus), 4240 nucleotides. Its product is annotated as BAI1-associated protein 3-like. Lineage: Eukaryota; Metazoa; Mollusca; Cephalopoda; Octopoda; Octopodidae. The transcript has 36 exons. The record is from RefSeq and is a predicted model, not a curated record. Bases 507 to 4154 code for a protein of 1215 amino acids.
GUGUAAACAAGUCAGCUGACGGAAGUCGGACCGACCUGAAGCACGCAGUUAGAGCGCAUGUUGGUAUGAGAGCUUGUGAGGCUGGUUGUUUUUAGUGGCUGUUUACCAGUCAGUAUAUAUACAACAAGCACGCCGCACUCUGUCUGCAAACAUUAGCUGCCUUAUUUCCUAGCGAUCAAGCUACCAUGGAAUGACACCGAAAGGCGGAUCAUAUUUUGUUUUUUUGCUAAAAAAUUUAACCAGUACAAAUAUCAAGGAACCCAAAAAGGCUAUAUACUGCCACAAGGAAAUAUAUUCAUAGAAUAAACUAUAUUCUUUGAUUGGAUACAUCGCAAACAAAAUUGACAUUUUACAUUCUCAACACUGUUACAUAUUGGAAUUACAAUCAUAAAUAUUGGUAUUAAUUCUUCCAGUUAUUGCAUUUAGUCUCAGCGUAUUGGUCCCUUCCUUUGGGACGGCAAUUUUGACAACCAGGCAAUCGUUGUUUUAAAAUAGCCUUUGCUACAAUGGCGGAUUUUCGCCGAAGUAUGGGAGAUGUAUUAGGAGCGGCUGCGAGGCCUCAGUCACCUCUAAAGCAACGGAGAGGUAAGAAGAAAUCAGAAGAAAGAUAUAUAAGUAAACUAGACAAACAAGCCGAUGAGGAAGCAUUUACGUUUCCUAAAGAGCAUGAAAAUAUAAAAGUACAGGAAUCCGAUGGUAAUUUCUUUGAGAGCUUUACAGCGUUGUCAUGGAGACAAGAAAACAAACGUCUACGUGCUACAUCAGAGCACGAAGAAGCCAAGAAAGCCGAAAAACCGUUGCCAGCAGAGCAACAGAUAGCUUUAAAACUUAAACUGCAUCAACCAACAAAGCAGGAAUAUGAGCUUCUUUACAUUGAAGUUCUCUAUACCAUUAAACAUAAGAUCGGGACAACCAUUGGUGGACACCUACCAUACAUGCAAGAUCUCUACCAAUAUGCACAAGAUGCAUUUGGUAUGCCUCCCGAAGACCACGCUAAACUACUUGCCAAAGCUACGGAAGAAAAGCCCCCAAUAUUGAUGUUGAAUGUUACGGUAGUUCAAGCCCGUGAUUUAGAGGCAAAAGAUGCUGAUGGAUACAGUGAUCCCUUUUGCAUGCUUGGAAUUAUGCCCAGCUGUCCAGUUGACUAUUCGUCUAGCGAAUCCACUUCCUCCUAUCCGGACGAUGAGAGCCCACGAUAUCGCGAUAAGAAAGGACUGAAAAAGUUUUCUACGAGUAGCUUGCACAAGAAGAAAGAUAAGCAGCAAGCUGUUAGAGACCUCUUGCCAGCGAAGCUUAUACGGACGACCAAUGUUAAAAAGAACACUUUAAAUCCAGUGUGGAACGAGCGCUUCAGAUUUGAUCUUGACGACAUAAAUGCUGACUGCUUACAUUUAGAUAUUUGGGACCACGACGAAGAAUAUUCUGUAUUUGAAGCAGCUAAAAAAUUAAAUGAGGUAUCUGGAUUCAAGGGUCUAGGACGAUUCUUCAAACAAGUCGCACAAUCAGCUCGAAAAGGAAGCAGUGGUAGUGUUGAUGACUUCCUGGGUUGCGUUAAUAUCCCAGCCAAAGAAAUCCCUUCAUCGGGUCUAGAAAAAUGGUACAAUCUCGAAGGCAGAUCCUCCAAAUCAAAUAUUCAAGGUGAAAUACAACUGAAAUUAUGUUUAACAACACGUGAGGAUCGUGGAAUACCUGAAGAUGACAAUUGGACUGACAUGAAACAACAUGAGGAUCUGAUUUGUAUUUUUAUCGAAUACCGCGUCCGAACAUUACAGGAUGCACCAAAUAAAUGGGCCGGGAAAUUACCUCAGGCAGCUUUAACAAUUCUCCACCAGCAUGCUAUACAAGGUGAUGUCACUGAUAUACAGCAAGCAAUCUGCUAUUGGGCGGCCUUUUGUCGAAAGCAUAUUGAACAUACGUUUGAUUACGCCCUGAUGUACCUACAGCUUGAGAGAUUAGACUCGGUCUGGGAACCAGGUCAGCUCUCAUCCAUUGAAGAAGAAUCGCUGAUAGAAUCCUUCAACUUAUUCAUAGACUACUGCUUAAACCUCAUUCGCAAACAAAGGGAUGUUUUCAUUCCAAGUCAAAAGGAUGCAAUGCAUUCCCUAGAAUGUAUGCUAAGAUGUCUCUCAAAAAUAUAUGGCAUGACAGCUUUCAAAGAGCUGUGUCCAUUUGCCAAGGAAUUACAUUCGCAGAUUGUGACAGCCAUAAAGAAAGGAACCACAGAUUGGUAUGACAGAGUUGCAAAAAGAACGAAAUCAAAGUCAAAAAUCGAAGGUGAUAUCAUACGGAGCUUAAUCGAACUAACCACGUUGUUAAACGCAGAUAUGCACCAAGCUGUACACUUUUAUCAGAAACUUUACGAAGAUAUCGUGGGAGUGGAAUAUGUACCGCUAUCUUACCUACAUCUUGAAGAACUACUGGCACAGGACGUAAUUACAGCUCUAAGAGAUGAGGUUGGAGAUGAUCUGAAAAUAGGAAACCUAGAAUAUGAAGAAGUCAAACACCAAGUGACCAGCGUCGCUUCAUCUGAGAUCGGCACAUCACUUUUCGAAUUUUACUUGGAACUUCAAGAAUUCUGCAAGUUCAAACGAUUAAUUACAGAAACCGAACAAAUGUCUUUGAGUAUCACAAAGUAUUACGAAUGGUUUCGGUUUGCUGUCCAAAAGUGGUUGAUCAUUGCGCAGCAGAAGGCUACAGCCCGUGUCAGCAAGGCAGUCGAAGUUGACACCGUGUAUAGCAACAUCUGUAACGCAAAAUACAGUUCUUCGGCGGUGGACGUUUGUAGUCUUUUCAAUCACAUGGUGGAUUUUUGGACAAAUCUUGAAUGGCCGGAACCAUGCGACGCCUAUACAUUUACUGCUAACCUCACACAGAAUAUUUGUGACAACGCAGUCAGAUAUGCUGAUUUGAUCCAUGAUAAGCUGUGUGCGUCCGGAUUUUAUGACGAGGAAGGUCAAUUUGAUGUUUCGGAACAGUUAUGUAUUACCAUAAACAACAUUGAACACGUCCGUAUAACACUGAAACCCAUUGCACAGACGAUGAGGUUUGCAACUCUGGAGCAAGAUUUAGAAUAUGCCGAUCCGAAACGAAGAAGAAAACUGGAGAAAAUCAAUUUAUUUACGUUGGUCAACAAAUCGGAUCAGAUGAUGAUUAAUAAAAUUAAGCGAGUCCUUGACCGUGUGGCAGACAGGAUGCGUCCAGAUAUCAAGAAAGAUGUAUUCCAUAUGAACUGGACACCCGAUGUUGUCCCUGCAGAUGAGGCAAUUGUGGAUCUCAUGGAAUACCUUGACAAGAACCUCGUUACCCUAAACCAAAACCUCGUCAGUGCAAACUUUAACCGUAUUUUGCACUCCAUCUGGGUUGAGGUCCUCGAGGAAUUCAACGAUGUCAUGGUUACAGAAGAUAUGAAACACCAAGUUUUCUACCAACGAAUGUACGAUGCUUUAACUCUACUUUUAGAGUUUUUCUACGCGAACAACAAAGGUCUCAGUAUGGAUACAAUGUUAACAGAUAAACAAUUCCAGGACCUACGAGAACAACUGGCUCUCCAUAAAGAAGACACAAGAGAUCUGAUUGAACAGUUCUACCAAGAGAAAUUAGAUGAACAGGACCAAACAGAAACUAGUCCUUACGGUAUAUUAAACAUCCGGGUUUUUUACAAAUAUGAAGUCCAGACGUUAUUAGUGGAAGUUAUCAGUGGAAAAGAUUUAAUCCCUCUAGAUGCUAAUGGAUUUAGUGACCCCUUUAUCCUGAUCCAUUUGAGCCCAGAGCACAUUUUCCCCAACAUCACAGUUCAGAAGACUCAGAUCGUCAAGAAAACAUUAAAUCCGGUUUUUGACGAAUUAUUUGAAUUUCCAGUGAGCCCAGAACAGUGCAAACACAGAGGGGCAGCCAUCCAGUUUAUUGUGAUGGACCAUGACUUCAUGUUCCAAAACGACAUUGGUGGGGAAGCUUAUAUCCCACUUAGUGAAAUCCCUGGUGUUAACGGAGCGGAAGUGACUGGAUUCGAGGCCUUGAAUAUAAUCUCCAUGCCACUAAUGCACCCUAGACACAAAGAAAAAGGAACAUUUAAUGUGUUGCGGGGUCGAACUUGGGACAAAGAGGCACAGGAAUUCGUGAAGAGAAGAAUCAAACUUGAAGAACAAGCAUCGUGAAGACAACUAAGAUGAAGAAAAGAAAAUGAUAGUUAAAAGAAAAAUAAUAAAAAAUAAACAAAAACAUACCAAACCAAACAACACAA